CUGGCGCCUCGAACGGGUUCGCCCGCAAAGGAUGCUCGGGCGGCUGCAGGGACACAAGCUCGUCCCCGCCCCGCGAAGCAGCAGACGCCGAGCCCCUGCCCCGCUUCUUACGCCUCCUCAUUUCCCCGCGGGUCUCCAGAGCCCGUCUUGUAAAUGUUCAGCAUUCUGCUGCUUGACUGCUUUUUUCUGGGGACCAUUGCGGCACUGGCCGAGGCCGGCGGAGAGAGGCCACUGAGCCCCGAGAAGAGCGAGGUAUGGGGGCCCGGGCUGCAAGCGGACGUAGUCCUGCCCGCCCGCUACUUCUACAUUCAGGCGGUGGACACAUCGGGGAGCAGGUUCACAUUUUCUCCAGGUGAAAAGGUGUUCCAGGUUAAAAUCUCAGCACCAGACGAGCAAUUCACUCGGGUUGGAGUCCAGGUUUUAGACCGAAAGGAUGGGUCCUUCAUAGUAAGAUACAGAAUGUAUGCGAGCUACAAAAAUCUGAAGGUAGAAGUUAAAUUCCAAGGGCAACAUGUGGCCAAGUCUCCAUACAUUUUAGAAGGGCCAGUUUACCAUGAGAACUGUGACUGUCCUCUGGAAGACAGUGCCACCUGGCUACAGGAGAUGAACUGCCCACUGUCCAUUCCCCAGAUUCAGAAAGAUCUGGCGCAUUUCCCUGCUAUUGAUCCAGAAAAGAUUGCAGCCGAAAUCCCCAAAAGAUUUGGACAAAGGCAGAGUUUGUGUCACUACACCUUAAAGGACAACAAGGUUUAUAUCAAGACUCACGGUGAGCAUGUAGGUUUUAGGAUUUUCAUGGAUGCCAUCCUGCUUUCUUUGACCAGAAAGGUGAAGAUGCCAGAUGUGGAGUUCUUUGUUAAUUUAGGAGACUGGCCUCUGGAAAAGAAGAAAUCCAACUCUGACAUCCAUCCGAUCUUUUCCUGGUGUGGCUCCACGGAUUCCAAGGAUAUUGUGAUGCCCACCUAUGACUUGACGGACUCUGUUCUAGAAACCAUGGGCCGAGUGAGUCUGGACAUGAUGUCUGUGCAGGCCAACACGGGGCCUCCCUGGGAAAGCAAGAAUGCCACAGCCCUCUGGAGAGGGCGAGACAGCCGCAAAGAGAGGCUUGAGCUGGUGAAACUCAGCAGAAAACACCCAGAGCUCAUCGACGCUGCUUUCACCAACUUUUUCUUCUUUAAACACGACGAGAGGCUGUAUGGUCCCAUUGUGAAACACAUCUCAUUUUUCGAUUUCUUCAAGCAUAAGUAUCAAAUAAAUAUUGAUGGCACUGUGGCAGCGUAUCGCCUGCCCUAUCUACUGGUGGGCGACAGUGUUGUGCUGAAGCAGGACUCCAUCUACUAUGAGCACUUUUACAAUGAGCUGCAGCCGUGGAAACACUACAUUCCAGUUAAAAGCAACCUGAGUGAUCUGCUGGAAAAACUUCAGUGGGCCAAAGAUCAUGACGAAGAGGCAAAGAAGAUUGCAAAAGCAGGACAGGAAUAUGCAAGAAAUAAUCUCAUGGGUGAUGACAUAUUCUGUUAUUAUUUCAAACUUUUCCAGGAAUAUGGCAACUUGCAAGUGAGCGAGCCCCAGAUCCGCGAGGGCAUGCAGAGGGUAGAGCCACAGACUGAGGAUGACCUCUUCCCUUGCUCGUGCCAUAGGAGAAAGACCAAAGAUGAACUCUGACAUGUAAAAUACCUUCCCGUUCAAAUCAUGGUGCUCUGAAGACUCUUCUUAGCUGAAAGGAAGAAUAUUUUUCAAGUAUUAAUUGCAUAGAUGAUAUAAAAUCUGUGAGACUGUUUGCAUUAUGAAGAUGUUUCUGCUUUACAGUAUUCCCAUGACUGUCCUUGAAAACACAUUUUUAGAAUUUUAUAAUAAAGUCACAUUUAUUUUAAAAGCCA
Heterocephalus glaber (naked mole-rat) is the source of this 1877-nucleotide messenger RNA. RefSeq names its product protein O-glucosyltransferase 2 (gene Poglut2). Gene Ontology annotation, cellular component: endomembrane system. Gene Ontology annotation, molecular function: protein binding; glucosyltransferase activity. NCBI's taxonomy places the organism in Eukaryota, Metazoa, Chordata, Mammalia, Rodentia, Bathyergidae. The record is from RefSeq and is a predicted model, not a curated record.